This is a messenger RNA of Passer domesticus (house sparrow), 2772 nucleotides long. It is a transcript of the gene KCTD18, whose product is annotated as potassium channel tetramerization domain containing 18. Lineage: Eukaryota; Metazoa; Chordata; Aves; Passeriformes; Passeridae. The record is from RefSeq and is a predicted model, not a curated record.
CACAGGGAGCGCACGGGAGCACAGUGUGCCCGGGAAAACAGCGCGGCUGGGCUCCGACCCGCGGCCGGGGGCGCCUCAGGAGUGCGGUACGCACAGAUUUACAGAGAUUCGGAGGGUUGGAAUAAAAAGCAUCAGUUUCUGUAAUGCAGCAAUCAUCACAAACCUUACCUUGCUGUGUGCCAACAUUACAAUAUUCUAUAAAGCUUUGUUGGAUUUCUGUGCUUCUUACCAUUUAGUUUGCACCAAGCCAACAGUUUGGGUCCUGCACUAUCUCAACACUUGUGGAGCAAGCUGUGAAAGUAAAAUUAUGGGUGUGCAUGCCACAAGAGCUGAUGGGACUGAUGCAAUUAAUAAGGUGCUAGGAAUGAAAAUUCCUAGUAAAAGCAUGUACAAAAGAGAAGCUGGAAAUAGCAUCCAAUACAUCUGGAGCUAUUACUCAGGAGCUGAGCUGAAAAAGAUGAGGGAUGCUCUCGAUGCCUGGGAAGGGAGAGGUGUCAGCUACUGGAGAGUGCCUCAGGAGCUGCCUGAAUGUUGGACUCUGGAAGAACGCCCUCUGAGAGGCAGUUUGCAUCAUAUGUCUCUAGUUUAUAAAAGAUGAUUAAUUGGCUGUACUGAAGUAGAAGGCUGUUUACCAUGUAAAGUGGGUUUCCAGCCAAUUAGAUUCUCAGGUCCCUCAACAAGUACCGACCUAAAAGUCAAGAAUUCAUCUUCAUUAAAGGUAGCUGCUUGCAAUGCUUCCCAUUCUGCAGGAAUUCUUAAACGACUCCAUAGUGAAGGUCUGAUGCUGCACAAAGAAGCUUCUCAAACCACAUCCACAACAUACAGCAAGUCCCAGGCUCCCUGAGGAAGGCAGAGUGCUGGCAGUGGGCCACUGAGCCAAAUGCCAUUCCAAGCUGCAGGGAGCAAGAAGCCUGUGAACAACUGGGCAGUGAAGGUGAAAAGGACUCUGUUUUUUCUUGUGACACCAUCUCAGCCACCACCUUCUGCAUCCAGUAAAACAAGUGAACAGGACAGUGUUGCUGUUCAAAUUCCUACAGUACUAAACAAGAAAGAACCAGCUGUAUUAGCAGAAAGUAUUACACUUGAGAAUGAUAGAGUGCAUGGGUAAUGUUUGAUGCAGUCUGAUAGACUGAACAGGUCUACAUUAUAUGGUUGAAGAGGAGGUGAUUAUCUCCUGUGAUCCUUUAUUCAAGAUUAGGUAGAAAAUUGUGAUGAAAAAGAUAAUGAAAAGCGCAGAAAGAAAUUGUUUUAAGAGAGCAUUGAAAUAUGAGUUUUCUGCUUUAUUUCUGGUUAUUUUUUAGAUGUUGGGAAGGGAGGAAGAAAAAUGGAUUAAAAAAAUCGCUCAAGCAUAUGCAGCUUAACAUUCCAGUAACUCCCAUUUGUAUUUCUGUUGUGCUGUACUGUAAAGUGAGUACUUGCACAGUAUAAAAGAAAACCUCUUUAUCAACUUCAACUACAGUGAGUCUCAAUUUGUACCUUUAAAGGGGGAAGGAGGAAGAACAGAUAAAAGUAAGUAGCUUUUAUUAGACAGAAGUUUGCCACAAAUGUACAACAUGCGUGCUGCAGAGACACCAGAAGCUGAAUGCACUUACUGGCACUUCUGGUGAGGGUAAAUCACCAUUUUUGCUCUUACUAGCAAUGCAAGGGAUCACCUGUGCUUGUACACUGAGAGAAAAUUGAGAAAUACAGGAAGGGAAGAAGUGUGCUGUGUGAGUAAAAAGGCUGCUCUCUCUGGAGAGACACACAUUUACAGACACAUGCAGUACCGUGGUGUGGUCUGCCACCUGGGCGAGGCUGGUGCAGCUGUGGCGUUUUGUAUCACACUGCCAGAGGAUGGCUUUUCUGGGGCUGCAGAAUCUGAGUUACACCUGGCCUUCCAUGUCCUUCUGCAGGUCCUUUCAAAUCAGGAGGGCACAACCUCAGCUUGUGUGCAGCAAAGCACAGAAGUUGAGGUUGAAGUGCCGUGGCUUAAAGAAAAAGCCUCCCUCUUUCCCCCUCCCCAUGCAGGCUGGAGGAGACAUUCUUGUAGCUGGGCAAAUGUUGAGUAAUGAUACUGAAACAAAGAGCUGCUGUAUGUUUCUAUCAGCAGAGGAAAGGCAAGUUUGGAUCGUUGAUUUUCAAGAGCUCUUUUAGCUGUCUAAAUCAGUGAACAAAACCUGGCUUUGUUUUGUCCCCUUACUUAGAGUUGGGUGCCGGGUUUUUUUGCUGUUUUUAUGACUACUUUUGCUUCUCCAGCACAGCAAAUACAGCUGUCUUUGAGAACAUUGCCAAAAAUCAAGUUCUUAAAAUUCCUGAGACUAUUAGAAUUACAGAAGUGUACUUUAAAUGUUUUAUUUGCUAAGUCAUUUAAAGCCAUCACAUUUUCAGGUUUUGCUCCCAACCAUAAGGACCUGAAACAUAAUUUGCACAAGUAAAAAGCCCCAAUUUUUUUCUGUGUUAACGUGUUUUUAAUGAGACAUUUUGCCAUGAACAGCAGUGACUAUAAAGGUGUAGAGCACUAUAAUUUUCUGCUAUUGGUGUGUAUAUGGAAGACCAGCUGACCUUUAGAUUAUUUAAGGUAGUGUUUUUUCUUUAAAAAUAAGUAUGAAGAUCAAUAAUCUGAAGGCUCUUCCUAUCUCAACAAAAAAAGCUUCACUGAACAAAGGACAAAGCAGAAAUUAUAGAAGGAUACUAACAUAAUGUACUCUAGUAUUCUUUGAACAUGCCAUUCAUUGAGACUAUGUUUGUAAAUUUGGUUUUCAUAAUAAUCUGAAAAGAAAUUUUUAAUACUUC